Messenger RNA from Gekko japonicus, 926 nucleotides. It is a transcript of the gene SPC24, whose product is annotated as SPC24, NDC80 kinetochore complex component. The transcript is spliced from 7 exons. The record is from RefSeq and is a predicted model, not a curated record. NCBI's taxonomy places the organism in Eukaryota, Metazoa, Chordata, Lepidosauria, Squamata, Gekkonidae. Bases 208 to 801 code for a protein of 197 amino acids.
AUAGGGGAAUCUUCCCUCCUUCCCGGUCUUGUUAUUGGGGGGCUGAAGCGGCUGGCGAGGCGCGGGUUCGAGUCCCGAUCUGACCCAAAUUAGUUCGGGGGGGAGGAAAUUGCGCGGCGUUCCUCGGAGGGAAGCCGACAAGGAGUCGUUUGAGGAAGUCUGGUCUCCUGUAGCGGAUUAUUUGAGUGCGGGUGUGACUCCCCCGCGAUGGCCGGCCUCAGCAAGAGAAUGCAGGAGCUGGAGGAGAUGGCCCAGGAGAUGGUGAAGAUGAUGGCCUCGGCCCAGGCGGGGAAACUCCUGCGGCAAAACCUGGAGAAACAGGAGCAGAUGAUCGACAAGCUCCUGCUGACCAAGAAGACCACCGUGCAGCUGAUCGAAGAACUCAUGAGCGCUGAGGAGCUGGUGGCCCAAAAGCUCUCCGACAGGGACGAAGAGCUGAAGGAAAGCCUCCAGAAGUUACAGAAAAUCGAGGACACCCUACUUCAGGACAGAGAGAAAGACGCCGGACUGAAGAUCAGCGCCGAGAAGUUGAGGAAGGAGCUGGAUGCACUGAGGGACGAAAUCGAACAGCAGGAGAAGGCGGCGGAAGAGGACACCAAUGCAUCCAAGUCAGCGACGCAUCUGUCACAGCUUUAUUAUCGAGUAUGCCCCAUUGACUGGGACUACUCCUGCGAGCCGACGCUGAUCAAGGGAACCCAUCACGGGCCAGACAUCGCUCAGCCUUUCAGCUUUGAGAGCGGCCAACACUCCCGCUGCUUUGUGAGCGAUUACCUCUGGAGCCUGGUGCCUACCUCCUGGUGACCAAGACGCAGGCUGGGAAAUCGAUGCAUGCGUGCGGCGGGCGUACCAGAGCCUACUGCCUGGAAAGCAUUUGUCCUUCUGUGCUGUUUUCGCUUUAAGGGGAGUUGUGUUUUUACGAACAAAUA